Branchiostoma belcheri (Belcher's lancelet) is the source of this 1428-nucleotide messenger RNA. Its product is annotated as cell wall protein DAN4-like. The transcript is spliced from 2 exons. Bases 1 to 1428 code for a protein of 475 amino acids. The record is from RefSeq and is a predicted model, not a curated record. Lineage: Eukaryota; Metazoa; Chordata; Leptocardii; Amphioxiformes; Branchiostomatidae.
AUGACUGCAAGUACUACCAACAACGUCAUGACUACCGCAAAACCAGCCACUACCAACAACGUCAUAACUACAACAAAACCAGCCACUACCGACAACGUUAUGGCUACUGCAGAACCAGCCACUACCAACAACGUCAUAACUACAACAAAACCAGCCACUAACAACAACGUCAUGACUACUGUAGAACCAGCCACUACCGACAACGUCAUGACUACUGCAGAACCGGCCACUACCAACAACGUCAUGACUACUGCAGAACCAGCCUCUACCAACAACGUCAUAAGUACUGCAGAACCAGCCACUACCAACAACGUCAUGACUACAGGGGAACCAACAACUACCAACAACGUCAUGACUACUGCAGAACCAGCCACUACCGACAACGUCAUGACUACAGGGGAACCAGCCACUACCGACAACGUCAUGACUACAAGGGAACCAGCCACUACCAACAACGUCAUAACUACUCCAGAACCAGCCACUACCGACAACGUCAUGACUACUGCAGAACCAGCCACUACCAACAACGUCAUGACUACUGCAGAACCGGCCACUACCAACAACGUCAUGACUACUGCAGAACCGGCCACUACCAACAACGUCAUGACUACUGCAGAACCGGCCACUACCAACAACGUCAUGACUACAGGGGAACCAGCCACUACCAACAACGUCAUAACUACUGCAGAACCAGCCACUACCGACAACGUCAUGACUACUGCAGAACCGGCCACUACCAACAACGUCAUGACUACUGCAGAACCAGCCACUACCAACAACGUCAUGACUACUGCAGAACCGGCCACUACCAACAACGUCAUUACUACUGCAGAACUGGCCACUACCGACAACGUCAUGACUACUGCAGAACCAGCCACUACCAAAAACGUCAUGACUACCGCAGAACCAGCCACUACCGACAACGUCAUAACUACUGCAGAACCGGCCACUACCAACAACGUCAUGACUACUGCAGAACCGGCCAAUACCAACAACGUCAUGACUACCGCAGAACCGGCCACUACCAAAAACGUCAUGACUACUGCAGAACCAGCCACUACCAACAACGUCAUGACUACUGCAGAACCAGCCACUACCAACAACGUCAUUACUACUUCAGAACCGGCCACUACCAACAACGUCAUAACUACUGCAGAACCGGCCACUUUAACGGCUGUAGUUACAGGGACACAAUUAACAACUGAAGAAAUCACAACUACCACAGACAUGCCCACAACAAGUGAUUUAACAACUGAAGAAAUCACAACUACAACAGAACUGACCUCUACAAGGGAACCAGCCACUACCGACAACGUCAUGACUACAGGGGAACCAGCCACUACCAACAACGUCAAAACUACUCCAGAACCAGCCACUACCAACAACGUCAUGACCACAGGGAACCGGCCACUACCAACAACGUCAUGA